AGACGAAAUGAAGGGGGGUGAGAGGGAAAAAAAGCGAACUGGCAGCGUCGCCCUUUGUUUCUAGCCAGCUAAAGAAAUCGAGGGGAUAUACCGGCGAAACCUGUAUUCACUGUGUGACAGGACAGUGCUUUACUGCAUUCAUUCCUCCAGCAUCUGCUGACAGAUGUCCACUCCUGACCCCCCCAUGGGAGGGACCCCUCGCCCGGGUCCCUCCCCAGGUCCUGGGCCAUCUCCUGGGGCCAUGCUGGGGCCGAGCCCUGGACCAUCUCCUGGAUCAGCCCACAGCAUGAUGGGCCCGAGCCCAGGGCCUCCUUCCUCAGGUCACCCCAUGCCACCUCAGGGACCCUCAGGGUACCCUCAAGAGAACAUGCAUCAGAUGCACAAGCCCAUGGAAGGCAUGCAUGAGAAGGGCAUGCCUGAUGACCCACGCUACAGCCAGAUGAAGAGCAUGGGCAUGAGACCCGGUGCCCAUAGUGGCAUGGGCCCUCCUCCCAGCCCCAUGGACCAGCACUCCCAAGGUUACCCCUCUCCUCUUGGGGGCUCUGAGCACGCUCCCAGCCCCGUCCCAGCCAACGGCCCCCCCUCUGGCCCCAUGAUGCCCUCGGGCCCAGGCGGGGUGCCCAUGGAGGGCAGCGACCCCCAGAACAUGUCCCAGCAGCAGCAGCAGGGCAGGAGUGGGGUGCCUGGUGGCCCUGGCUCCAGCGGCCCAGGAGGUGGGGGCCAGCCCGGCGGCCCAGGAGGUGCCGGCGGACCAGCAGGACCCACGCCCUUCAACCAGAACCAGCUGCACCAGCUACGCGCCCAGAUCAUGGCGUACAAGAUGCUGGCGCGUGGGCAGGUGCUGCCAGAGCACCUACAGAUGGCAGUGCAGGGCAAGAGGCCCAUGCCGGGAAUGCAGCCACAAGGCAUGCCCAACAUGCCACCUUCCUCCGGACCCGGAGCAGGACCUGGGGCAGGCCCCGGGCCUGCAGCCGCCAACUACAACAGACCUCAUGGAAUGGUUGGACCCAACAUGCCUCCCCCAGGACCCUCUGGAGUCCCCCCAGGUAUGCAGGGGCAGCCCACCAAUGGACCGCCCAAAUCCUGGCCUGAGGGCCCCAUGGUGAAUGCUGCACCCCCCUCCAAUGCCCCACAGAAGCUCAUCCCCCCUCAGCCCACUGGCAGGCCCUCCCCCGCGCCCCCCUCAGUUCAGCCUGCUGCCUCGCCCGUCAUGCCCCCUCAGACCCAGUCGCCUGGGCAACCACCCCAGCCGCCACCCAUGAUGCUGCAUCAGAAGCAGAACCGCAUCACGCCCAUCCAGAAGCCCCGUGGGCUUGACCCGGUGGAAAUCCUGCAGGAGAGGGAGUACAGGCUGCAGGCUCGUAUUGCCCAUCGCAUCCAGGAGCUGGAGAACCUCCCAGGCUCUCUGGCUGGAGACCUGAGGACCAAAGCGACCAUUGAACUCAAGGCUCUGAGGUUGCUCAACUUCCAGAGACAGCUGAGGCAGGACGUGGUGGUGUGUAUGCGGCGUGACACGGCGCUGGAGACGGCCCUGAAUGCCAAGGCCUACAAGCGCAGCAAGCGGCAGUCCCUGCGUGAGGCCCGCAUCACAGAGAAGCUGGAGAAGCAGCAGAAGAUCGAGCAGGAGCGCAAGCGCAGACAGAAGCACCAGGAAUACCUCAACAGCAUCCUUCAGCAUGCCAAGGACUUCAAGGAGUACCACCGUUCCAUCACAGGCAAGAUCCAGAAGCUGACCAAAGCCGUGGCCACCUACCACGCCAACACUGAGCGCGAGCAGAAGAAAGAGAAUGAGCGCAUCGAGAAGGAGAGAAUGAGGAGGCUGAUGGCUGAGGAUGAAGAGGGCUACCGAAAGCUCAUCGACCAGAAGAAGGACAAGCGCCUGGCCUACCUGCUGCAGCAGACGGACGAGUACGUGGCCAACCUCACCGAGCUGGUGCGUGCACACAAGGCUGUCCAGGCCGCCAAGGACAAGAAAAAGAAGAAGAAGAAGAAGAAAAAGAAGCCAGAGAAUGCAGAUGGUCAGACCCUGGGCCCAGAUGGAGAGCCUCUGGAUGAGACCAGUCAGAUGAGUGACCUGCCGGUGAAGGUGAUCCACAUGGAGAGCGGCAAUAUCCUGACUGGGGAUGAGGCCCCUAAAUCUGGCCAGCUGGACACUUGGCUGGAGGUGAACCCUGGGUAUGAAGUGGCACCACGUUCAGACAGUGAAGACAGUGGAUCAGAAGAAGAGGAGGAGGACGACGAGGAUCUGCCACAGACAUCUCAGGCUCCCAUUGUGGAGAAGAAGUUGAUUCCAGACCCAGACAUCGCGGAGGUGGAUGAGACGGACGUUGCAUGCAUCAUCGAAAACGCCAAGCAGGACGUGGACGACGAGUACGGGACAGCAGCGUUCAACCGUGGCCUGCAGUCCUACUACGCCGUGGCCCACGCCGUCACAGAGACGGUGGAUAAGCAGUCCUCCCUGUUGAUCAACGGCCAGCUCAAGCAGUACCAGAUCAAGGGUCUGGAGUGGUUGGUGUCCCUCUACAACAACAACCUGAACGGGAUUCUGGCUGAUGAGAUGGGCCUGGGAAAGACCAUCCAGACCAUUGCUCUCAUCACCUACCUCAUGGAGUUAAAGCGCAUCAACGGACCCUUCCUCAUCAUCGUGCCCCUCUCAACCCUCUCCAACUGGGUGUAUGAGUUUGACAAAUGGGCUCCAUCUGUGAUAAAGAUCUCUUACAAGGGAUCCCCACAAGCUCGCCGCGCCUUCGUCCCCCUGCUGCGUAGUGGCAAGUUCAACGUGCUGCUCACCACGUAUGAGUACAUCAUCAAGGACAAGCAAGUACUGGCCAAGCUCCGCUGGAAGUACAUGAUCGUGGACGAGGGCCAUCGCAUGAAGAACCACCACUGCAAGCUGACGCAGGUUCUGAACACACACUACCUGGCCCCGCGGCGAGUGCUACUCACGGGGACGCCGCUGCAGAACAAGCUGCCCGAGCUCUGGGCCCUGCUCAACUUCCUGCUGCCCACCAUCUUCAAGAGCUGCAGCACCUUCGAGCAGUGGUUCAACGCGCCCUUCGCCAUGACCGGAGAGAAGGUGGACCUGAACGAGGAGGAGACCAUCCUGAUCAUCCGCCGUCUGCAUAAGGUGCUCCGCCCCUUCCUGCUGCGCCGGCUCAAGAAGGAAGUGGAGGCUCAGCUCCCCGAGAAGGUGGAGUAUGUGAUCAAGUGCGACAUGUCCGCGCUGCAGAGGGUGCUGUACAGACACAUGCAGGCCAAAGGAGUCCUGCUCACCGACGGCUCCGAGAAGGACAAGAAGGGCAAGGGGGGCACCAAGACUCUGAUGAACACCAUCAUGCAGCUGAGGAAGAUCUGCAACCACCCCUACAUGUUCCAGCAAAUCGAGGAGUCUUUCUCCGAGCACUUGGGUUUCACCUCGGGCAUCGUGAGUGGGCCUGACCUGUACCGUGCCUCUGGCAAGUUUGAGGUACUGGACCGGAUCCUGCCCAAGCUGAACGUCACCGGUCACAAGGUGCUGCUCUUCUGUCAGAUGACCUCCCUCAUGACCAUCAUGGAGGACUACUUCAGCUACCGCAACUUCAAGUACAUGCGUCUGGACGGAACCACUAAGGCCGAGGACCGUGGCACGCUGCUGAAGAACUUUAACGACCCCGAGUCCAAGUACUUUGUGUUCCUGCUGAGCACCAGAGCUGGAGGCCUGGGCCUGAACCUGCAGUCAGCAGAUACCGUCAUCAUCUUCGACAGCGACUGGAAUCCCCACCAGGACCUGCAGGCCCAGGACCGCGCCCAUCGUAUCGGGCAGCAGAACGAGGUGCGCGUGCUGCGCCUCUGCACGGUCAACAGCGUGGAGGAGAAGAUCCUGGCCGCGGCCAAGUACAAGCUCAACGUGGACCAGAAGGUCAUCCAGGCCGGCAUGUUCGACCAGAAGUCGUCCAGCCACGAGCGGCGGGCCUUCCUGCAGGCCAUCCUGGAGCACGAGGAGCAAGAUGAGUCUCCGGUAUCGAUUGUCCAGGAAGAAGAUGAAGUGCCAGAUGAUGAGACUGUAAACCAGAUGAUUGCAAGAAGCGAAGAGGAGUUUGACCACUUCAUGCGUAUGGAUCUGGACCGUCGCCGCGAGGACGCACGGAAUCCCAAGCGUAAACCGCGACUGAUGGAGGAGGAAGAGCUUCCCUCGUGGAUCAUCAAGGACGACGCCGAGGUGGAGCGGCUCACCUGCGAGGAGGAGGAGGAGAAGAUCUUCGGGCGCGGCUCCCGCGCGCGCAAGGAGGUGGACUACAGCGACUCGCUCACAGAGAAGCAGUGGCUCAAGGCCAUAGAGGAGGGCAAUCUGGAGGAGAUAGAGGAUGAGGUGCGGACCAAAAAGACCACUCGCAAGCGCAAGCACCGCGACAUCGAACCUGGCCCCGCCACGCCCAGCUCCAGCGGAGGUCGCAGCAGAGACAAGGACGAGGAUGGCGGCAGCACCAAGAAACAGAAGAAACGCGGGCGUCCCCCGGCCGAGAAGCUGUCCCCCAACCCCCAGUCCCUCACCAAGAAGAUGAAGAAGGUCGUGGACGCUGUCAUCAAGUAUAAGGACAGCGUCAAUGGCCGUCAGCUGAGUGAGGUCUUCAUCGUGUUGCCCUCCCGCAAGGAGCUGCCCGAGUACUACGAGCUCAUCCGCAAGCCUGUGGACUUCAGGAAGAUCAAGGAGAGGAUCCGUAGCCACAAGUACCGCAGUCUGAAUGACCUGGAGAAGGACGUGAUGUUACUCUGCCAGAACGCCCAGACCUUCAACCUGGAGGGCUCACUGAUCUUCGAAGACUCCAUCGUGCUACAGUCAGUCUUCACCAGCGUGCGUCAGAAGAUCGAGAAGGAGGAGGACAGCGAGGGCGAGGAAAGUGAAGAAGAGGAGGACGAUGUUGAUGAAGGCUCCGAAUCGGAGUCGCGCUCGGUGAAGGUGAAGAUUAAGCUGAGCAGGAAGGAGAAGGGGACAGAGCGAGGGAAGGGGAGGCGGCGUAUGGGGCGUGGCUCCCGCGCUAAACCAGUAGUGAGCGACGAUGACAGUGAGGAAGAGCAGGAAGAGGAACGUUCCGGAGGCAGCGGCAGUGAAGAAGAUUAAGCCUCUACAGGACCAAUGCCCCUCUUUACCCCCACCACACAUGCAUACUCACACACACCUGUGGCCACUCGACAUCAUCUAUAAACUUGUGUGUGCGUCUGUAUGUGUGUUCUGGGUGGGAGGAGUCAGACCGAAGACUGGGGUAUAGUUUGACUUUAGAUGAGCAGAUGUUUUUUUUUUUUUAGUUACAUGUGUAUCAGAUGAUGAAAUAAAAAUGUGCGAUUAAAUUUAAGAAAAAACAAAAAACAAAAAAAAAACAAAUCCACCUCCAUAUUUAAGCAGGCAAUCCCGAUCUAAACUGUAGAAGCGUUUACGUCUUUGGCUGUUUGUUUGUUUGAUGGGGUUUUUUGUUUGCGUUGAGAUGUGUGUGUGUUUGGGAGCAAAUCAGACGAGGGCUGACUAAGGACCACACAGAGGGUUUUACUUGACAUUUUAAAGUGAAGCGUUUUCAUUAUUUUUUUUUUUCUUCCUUUUUCAUCACUUAUGCUGCGGAGUCGAACCAUUCCCCCCCACCCCCACCUUCCCCCCUGAAUGCAUGUUGUGUGUGUGUGUGUGACUGUGCGUAGAAGUGCACGUGGAAAACACGGAGUUUCACCAACUUUUCUUUUUUUUUUCUCUAACGUUUCUCUCCGUCUCACUCUCUUUUCCUCCCUUGUUUUCCUCCGAUGAUUAAUUUAAGGAAAUUUAGCGGGAUCAAGGUACGUCCUGCUCUCUCGCCCUCAGCUCAUGUAGGUGAGGAGGGGGGACACGGUGAAGACUCUGUCUUGUGUCAGUGUCACUGGAUUUCCAAAUCUACAAUAAAGGCAUCUCAUUAAUCCA
Clupea harengus (Atlantic herring) is the source of this 5917-nucleotide messenger RNA. It is a transcript of the gene smarca4a, whose product is annotated as SWI/SNF related BAF chromatin remodeling complex subunit ATPase 4a. Gene Ontology annotation, cellular component: nucleus. The record is from RefSeq and is a predicted model, not a curated record. NCBI's taxonomy places the organism in Eukaryota, Metazoa, Chordata, Actinopteri, Clupeiformes, Clupeidae. Gene Ontology annotation, biological process: regulation of DNA-templated transcription. Gene Ontology annotation, molecular function: histone binding; ATP binding.